CGUCAGGGAGGUCAGAUGGUUGGUUUGAGCUGUGGUGGUCAUUUAGCUUGAGUCUGACUUUCUGUGGAGGAUUUACUCUUGUCCUGUUACGUUGUACGUAUUUCGAACGCGAUACGUUUCAGGAACUGAAUCAACACGCUUUUAACUUUUAAACGCGCAGACCUGCUAAGGCACAGAAGUUUGUUCUCCACUGUUAACGUUGCACCUCCGGAUUUGCUAGAUGGUAGUCGGAUAUCACGGUUUUGAUGUGGUUGUCGAUAUUUUAAAAGCACGUUUAUACUAACAUGAACUAUGCACAGCAUUAUUGAUUACUGAUAGUAACGCUUUUAUCACAAUUUAUCAAAAAUAUAAUUCAGGCGGUCUAGUACAGUAAUAUGCCUGGUUUCAGAGAGGCUGGUCUGUUGGGUGCUGCAUUUGCAGCUACUGGGGGAGUUGCUUACGUCUUCUGGAGGUACUUGUCUUCGAGGGAACAUGAAGAAAAAGUGAAGGCUGGAACUGUGGGUGAGCAACCGCUAUUCACAGAGGUUAGAUCUGCAAGCAAACAGGUGCUAGUACUGGGUUUGGACGGGGCUGGGAAGACCAGUGUUCUCCACUGCCUGGCCACUGGAACUGUGAAGAAUAGUGCAUCUCCCACAGAAGGCUUCAAUGCUGUUUGUAUCAAUAAAGAAGACACCCAGAUUGAAUUUAUAGAAAUUGGAGGCAGUGAGUCACUGAGGACGUACUGGAACAUGUACCUCAGUAAGGCCCAAGUGCUAGUCUAUGUAGUAGAUGCUGCUGACCCUGAUCGUUUCCCUUUGGCGAAAAAGCACCUCCAUGAGCUGAUCAGAGAGGACUCCUACCUCCCUUUGGUGGUGUUGGGCAAUAAACAGGAUCUACAGGGGGCCUGCAGCAUUAUGGAGCUGCACGACGCUUUAUCAUUGGAUGAAGUGGGGGAUGAACGAAAACUGUAUAUCAUCGGCACACAUGUGAGAAAGAGUGACUCUGAGGUCCCAUCCAGUGUCCAGGAUGCACGAGAGCUAAUAACUCAACUAGUGACAGAAAGAAAAUAAGACAUUUUUUAAUACUGUGCCAUGAGGAAAGAAUGUUUGAUAUUUUUAUGAGGAAUAUUUAUCAAAACUUGUUAAGAGCUGGUUAACAGUCUGCUGUAUUUGAGCUUUAAAAGUUACAGUAUGAAAAGAAGUUGCAAAAUAUACACUUUUGUGCUAGGGAUCUACAUCUGCUUUUAUAUUGUCUUUACAAAAAUUAUGUUAGGUUACUUCACCAUUUUUAGAAGUUAUGUUUUAUUUUUUUCUGCUUAAGGACGGGUUGUUUUUAAAUUGACUUAUUCUUAUGAAAAGUUUCAUUUCAAUAACACGAAAGUUGUUGAAAAACUGUAUGAAUAUAAUUCUAAGAACAUCUGGGGAAAAUAAAGUUUUUGAAAAGAUUUUGA
Messenger RNA from Lepisosteus oculatus (spotted gar), 1429 nucleotides. It is a transcript of the gene arl9, whose product is annotated as ADP-ribosylation factor-like 9. Gene Ontology annotation, molecular function: GTPase activity; GTP binding. The record is from RefSeq and is a predicted model, not a curated record. NCBI's taxonomy places the organism in Eukaryota, Metazoa, Chordata, Actinopteri, Semionotiformes, Lepisosteidae.